Messenger RNA from Syzygium oleosum, 766 nucleotides. RefSeq names its product protein yippee-like At5g53940. The transcript has 4 exons. The record is from RefSeq and is a predicted model, not a curated record. Bases 195 to 527 code for a protein of 110 amino acids. NCBI's taxonomy places the organism in Eukaryota, Viridiplantae, Streptophyta, Magnoliopsida, Myrtales, Myrtaceae. Gene Ontology annotation, cellular component: ubiquitin ligase complex.
CGGGGCGCCCGCUGUCUGCGGCUGGUUGCAUCAGUUUCCGAGCAUCGAGAGAGCCAAGAUGCGACGCCGGGUUUGUUCCUCGGUACUUAUCCAACACCAACGUGUGACAACAGCAAGAAUUCGGCUGGUGGCGAGUGAGUAGCGAGUGGGACUUUUGAAGGAAGGGGAGGCGAAACCAGUCAUGGGGAGGAUAUAUGUGGUGGAGCUGGAAGGGCGAUCUUACCGGUGCAAGUACUGCAAGACCCACCUGGCCCUCGCCGAGGAUCUCGUCUCUCGGGGUGAAUUUCACAUUGGGAACUCUAGAAGAGAGGAUAAUGCUUUCAGGACUGCACACCGUGGGAGACAUAUUCUGUUGCUGUUGUGGCCAAAGUGUUGGGUGGAAAUAUGAGGCAGCACAUGAGAAGAGCCAAAAGUACAAAGAAGGAAAGUUCGUGCUUGAGAGGGGAUGCAUUGUUGACGAAUCUGACUUCUGCUCCGAGUUCUACAUCGACACUUGUCCCACUGUUAGUGACGGCGAAGAUGCGUAGACUGGUUUUCCGUCUGUACAGUUAGUUGCAUCGGAGUCGAGGUCAUCGGAAAUAACGGAUACUUCUUCAGUAUAUGCUCAGUAUUAUCAAGAAUAAGUGUAGAUGUAUAUAUAUCCAUGUGAAGUUUGUGCUUCUUAUUGUCACUAGAGCACUUACGAACUUCUUUUCUGUAUUCGGAAAGCUUUAAUGUCCUCCCUUCCGAGGAAAACCCGCUCGUUAUGAAACACUCAUUUUCAUUC